AUGCCUUCACUACAAUCCUUUCUUUCACUUUCCAGUCCCCAAGCGUCAGCAAGCAGCGGCGCUAAUGUCUCCAAAUCAACUCCAAUUCCCAGUACAAACAUAGGCCCAGCGGCCCAGCAUCUCCAACAUGAGCUUCUCGAAAUGUACUGGCAAGGAGUGGAACGUGAACUACCAUACCUACUCCUCACAUAUCGUCACUGGCAAUCAGACAAAGAGACAUCAGGUCUACUGCCAGAUGAACAAGACCAUCAUAUCCAUGGCUACGAUACCUUUAUCGAUCAGGUAUCUGACAUCUCACGUCAAUUCCAUGAGCGGAACAAGUCAACCCAAGAACCCAAGAAACAGAAAAAAGGCGAAAAGAAAAACAAGAAUGAACCACCUUCUUACGACGAAGUACUGCGUGGGCGAGGUUGGGAUAUCUUUGCCGACAUGAAAAGCCAGAGCGUGAAAGGCGCCCUGAGGACUGCACUCAGUGAACGCAAGAUACCGGAUCCAGCAAGACGACGAGCACGUAUGCUUCUACAAUCGGCGCAGUUUCUGGAUAUUGACAAACUCAUCGAGUAUCGAGACGAUGAAGAGGAUCCCCCAGUCCGGAAAAUGCCUGCCUCGGCCCAGAUGAAGGUGUCGUGUUACGACGCUCUAAACCAGCCUGUCUUUGUUCCACAGCGCUGUUCUGAAUGUCAGACAAUCAUCCGGGGCUGUAUGUUUGUGGAUACUAGCAGUGAAGGUGUUAUUAUCUGCGAAGCAUGUUAUCGGACGACACAUUAUGGCCAGGAACGUUUUUCGAAGCAGUAUAAACAUUCUUGUCUACCUACAGCGUUGACUCCAGAGAUGAGUCGUGGACUUUGUUACUGCAGUACUGUCCGGCGACGCGAUGCCCAUGGACGCUCUCGUUCUCUUUGGCCAAUCGAUCCGGUUGCUGAUGAAGGGAAUCACAUUCAAGGAGGUCUAGGCAGAGUCGGAUGCGGGCUUUACAAAGUCACUGAUCUCUUGGCGGAGGCAAAGUAUUCAUCCACACGACCCCUUUCUGGCAAGAACGAAAGUCUUCUCAAACUGAGGCAGAAAGAUCUUGCCAGUGAAGAAGUGCCAAGGCCCGCAGGUGCCUUGAGAAAUGACGCUCCUAGACCAGAACAUGACGAGACGUCCAGACCGGAGUAUGGGUAUUCCGAUGGAUCUAGGACUAGUCAGCCAAAGGGUAUUCCAAGCUACCUGCGGUCUAAGAUUGGGGACAAUCCACUUGGAAAUGUGCAUAUGGCUGUUCGCUUUGGUCCCCUUAUAAUAGAAAACGGCUCUACAAACUUGGAUGGCGUUCUCAUCACAAACCGGGAUCCGCCUUCGUUACAAGUCGCCCGCGACCCCCCGGAGGACAUCACAAAAUGUCUCCUCCUUACAGGCGAGACUGAUCGCUUGCUAUGCUCGCAGAAUAGACCGCGAUAUCCAAAGCGCUAUAGAGCAUUCAUGAAGCAAGUGGUCGGUGGUGCUUUUUGCGAUUUCUUUGACUCUGAUGUCGAAGAGCAGCUCAUUGAUGCUUUUAUGCACGAGUGCGACCAUCUGGAUUAUGACAACUUGGGAUCUGCAGCACAAGAAGCCGUAUUGAACAAGAGUUCUGAACGAUUGCUCUUGCUUGUCAAGGAGUAUCUUGGGUCAAGAGCGCAAGCUCAUAUAAUAAGCAUUACAAAUCGUCUUCUUGAUCCAGAUGUUCAACUUCAGUGGAAUCGUCAAUCCAAUAGCUGCCAGGCAUUUUGCGACAACUUGAUCGAUCGGGGCUUAUUUGGUUCCCUCUUCACCUCUGAAGCCUUCGAUAAUAAACUCCAACCUUUCUACCUGAUGAGCUUUGUAUGCCGACCUGGAUGUGACGUUCCAGUGCGGGCACUAUCCAAGUAUGAAGUGCCCAACGGCCUCACAGAAGAAUAUCUGUUGAAGUUUCGCUACGGACGUCAAGGCGAUUCUGAUAUUAUCGACUCGCUCACUGAGUACUGGACAGAUUGGGGCGGCUUCGAAGGGCCCAUCUAUCCCUACCAGGACCUUUUCCCAUGGGAUUGUACAGAAGCAUAUGAUCGCUAUCCUGGAAAUUGUGGUGAUUGCAAUAUUUCCAAACAUGUUCUCGCGUUUCCUUUUGAUUCAUGGUCCAUCGCUUCUCUGCACCUUGCACGAGGCAGAGAAUUAUACCCCCGAAGUCCAACACUCACAGAUCAACCAACAGAGAAGAGACGGGCUGGAGGUCUCAUGUCAGACACAGACUGGUUCAAAAACCGCCUGAACAUCCUCCUUGGUCAAGACACCCUCCUGGCAGCUGCAGUAGCUAUGUCAAAUAACCCUCAAUUCCGCGCCUCCACAAAUUGGCUCCAUGGUGGCACGGACAAAACGAUGGACCGUCUAAAGUUAGGCGGCAUCCACCGCGCACAACCCUUCAGCCAUCACUUCGAAAAGGGUGCAUACCAUCGCUACUUUGUCGCAAACUGGUCCUUAUAUACUAUACCACUGCGGAUCGCUGAGUAUGAGAAAUUGAGGGAUUGGAGAGCAACCAAGCUUGAUGUUGGCGCAACAAAGGCAGACCAUUCUGGGGCAGGAGGUUGCGGUGUCGGGGUAUUCGUAUGUGGUGCUGUUGGAGCUGGGUGCGCAGUGGGGAGUCCCGGAAUGGCUGGAGACACUUGUGGGAGUGGUUGUGUCACGGAUACUUCAGGUGAUGGCGAUGGUGACGGUGAUGGUGGUGGCUGUGGAGGUUGCGGAGGAUAG
Messenger RNA from Fusarium pseudograminearum CS3096, 2736 nucleotides. RefSeq lists its product as uncharacterized. Bases 1 to 2736 code for a protein of 911 amino acids. NCBI's taxonomy places the organism in Eukaryota, Fungi, Ascomycota, Sordariomycetes, Hypocreales, Nectriaceae. The record is from RefSeq and is a predicted model, not a curated record. The transcript has 2 exons.